Messenger RNA from Drosophila willistoni, 1563 nucleotides. RefSeq names its product gram-negative bacteria-binding protein 2. The coding region runs from base 133 to 1503 and encodes 456 amino acids. Lineage: Eukaryota; Metazoa; Arthropoda; Insecta; Diptera; Drosophilidae. Gene Ontology annotation, molecular function: hydrolase activity, hydrolyzing O-glycosyl compounds. Gene Ontology annotation, biological process: carbohydrate metabolic process. The record is from RefSeq and is a predicted model, not a curated record. The transcript is spliced from 4 exons.
AGAGAAAGGUAUUUACCCACUUGGUUACAGGGUAUAAAUAAUCUGUAGUGUGCAAUUAAGCCUUAUUGUUGUUAAUUGAAAGCUUCAACUCCUAAAAACAAUAAGACACAUAAGAAUCAUUGAAGGCUGACAAUGUGGACCAACACGUUGCUGAUUUUUGGUCUUGGCCUAAUUGGCAUUGGCUUCAGCUUAGAACCAAUUGUUAAUCGCACCAAUAGCAAUUUUUGGGUCUCAUUUGAGGAUGAUGCCAUCAAAUCAGUUUUGUUUUAUGCUGAACUCAAUCAAAAAUGCCCAGGAAAAUAUGUAUACGCUUUCAAUUCAACAUUAAGUCAUCCCUGGGCAAUGCAAGAUCAACUAAAUACCAAUUUGAAUGAGAAUAAUAUGCGUCUCUAUACAUUGGUGAAUGCAGCCAAUAAUACAUUAUUUAGCAAAACUUAUGAUAUAACCAUGAAGACCGAUAAUUCUGAUUCGAACAUUAUCAAAAGUAAUAAUCGUAGGAAAACAAUCGUUCGCUCGACGACAUGCACUAAACUAAGUCAACCGAUUAAAAAUCCAACUAAAAUUUGUAUACCAACCGAAACGAAAAUGUCCAAAAACAAUGAUAACAACCAAGGGCCAAAAUGCAGUGGUGAAUUGAUAUUCGAUGCAAAUUUUAUAAAUAACAUUGAUUAUAGUAUCUGGACACCACAUAAAUGUUUGCCAAACACCGAAGUAGUGGAAUAUAAAAAUGAUACAUCUGUUGCUUACAUUAAGAACAAUCGUUUGCAUUUGCGAAUUGAGAAACACGAUGAGGAAUAUGUAGAAGAACUAUUUCGAUGCACAUCAUCAGAACCUAGAAAAAUAAAAAAUUGGGGCAAUAAUUUUUCCCAUAAAUAUAUACGUAAAGGAUUUAAGGCAACCAAAUUGCAUACAAAUGAUACAUUUAGUUUUCAAAAUGGAAGAAUAGAAAUACGUGCCAGAAUGCCAAUCGGAGAUUUUAUAAUGCCAAUUAUCGAUCUAACAUCGAAAUACGAUGGAAAUGUGGCUAUUCGCUUGGCCUAUGCGCGAGGUAAUGAAAAGCUUAUUUCUACUGCGAAUACUGAUAUUGGCGGUAAAUGUCUCUAUGGUGGGAUUAAGUUUGAUGUAAAUGAAAAUGAGAAAACUGUGGAGAAAAGGUCACAACAACAUUAUGGUCAGGAAAUGCAUAACUAUACGGUAAUAUGGCAUUCGGAUCGUAUUAUCUACAAGCUAAAUGGCAAAACCUUUGGCACAAUAACAGAGAAACAUAUGUUGGCCAAGCUUCAAGAGCACAAGUUCUUCAUCAAUUUGGGAAUCACUUUUGGUGGUACAAACUAUUUUGUACAUCAGAACAUACAUAAGGAUACACAAAAUAGUGAAAAUUAUUUUGAUUUUAACGAUAGUACCAUAAACUUGGAAGUACAAGUAAGACCACCAGUUUGGAAGCAACAAGAGCUAAUUAUCGAGAGCCUAAAAGUUUAUUCCACUCAUGCCUUAGAGGAGUAACUUCAAUUGAAAUGAAGUAAGUAAGUCGUCUCGUCGACUUAGUCGACUACCAUACACCAG